This is a messenger RNA of Paraglomus occultum, 1275 nucleotides long. The record is from the annotation of a GenBank genome assembly. Lineage: Eukaryota; Fungi; Glomeromycota; Glomeromycetes; Paraglomerales; Paraglomeraceae.
AUGAAUGGUACAGCAUCAUUAAAUAAUAUUAAACGGGAUGACCCGCCAGCACUGCGGAACCCUUACACUUCACACUACUCUGACUUGCUUAGCCGGGUAAACAACUUCUCUAUUAUCGAGUCGACCCUGAGAGAGGGCGAGCAAUUUGCCAAUGCUUUCUUUGACACAGAUACGAAGAUAGAAAUAGCUAAAGCCCUGGAUGCUUUUGGAGUUGAAUACAUCGAACUUACUUCGCCUGCAGCUUCCGAACAGUCACGGGAGGACUGCGUUGCGAUUUGCAAACUUGGUCUUAAGGCAAAAAUUCUCACUCACAUACGAUGCCAUAUGGGCGAUGCAAAAAUUGCCGUUGAAACCGGUGUCGACGGUGUCGAUGUAGUGAUCGGCACAUCAUCUUAUCUACGUGAAUUUUCGCAUGGCAAAGACAUGAACUAUAUCACAAAGCAAGCUAUAGAAGUCGUAAACUUUGUCAAAUCGAAAGGCAUCGAAGUACGCUUCUCAUCGGAAGACUCCUUCCGCAGCGAUUUGGUUGAUUUACUGAGCAUCUAUCGCACGGUUGACAAAUUAGGCGUCAAUAGAGUGGGCAUUGCAGAUACCGUUGGAUGUGCUAACCCACGGCAAGUGUAUGACUUAGUAAGGACACUCAGAGGAGUCGUAUCCUGUGAUAUUGAGUGUCAUUUUCAUAACGAUACUGGGUGUGCUAUUGCUAAUGCAUAUGCUGCGUUAGAAGCAGGCGCUACACAUAUUGAUACCUCGGUGUUAGGUAUCGGUGAGAGAAACGGAAUUACACCUUUGGGCGGACUUGUUGCAAGAAUGUAUACUGCCGACAAAGAAUACAUCAAGAACAAGUACAAGUUACAUAUGCUUCGUGAUUUAGAGAACUUAGUUGCAGAUGCUGUACAAGUACAAGUGCCAUUUAAUAACUACAUUACAGGAUACUGUUCGUUUACCCAUAAAGCUGGAGUCCAUGCGAAAGCUAUUCUCAAUAACCCGAGUACUUAUGAAAUUCUCAAGCCAGAGGACUUUGGAAUGACCCGCUAUGUUUCUAUUGGUCAUCGCUUGACCGGUUGGAACGCGGUCAAGAAUCGUGUUGAACAAUUAGAUAUCAAAUUGACCGAUGAUCAAGUUAAACAGGUUACUAUCAAAAUCAAGGAACUGGCAGACAUUCGGCCGCUGACCAUGGAAGACGUCGAUAAUCUCCUCAGGGACUUCCACAACGCUAUUACAUCUGGUGACCAGUUACGGGUAGAUGGUGUGUUGGCUGUCGAGACCAAUUAG